Molecule: messenger RNA, 1950 nt
Organism: Cladocopium goreaui
Lineage: Eukaryota; Dinophyceae; Suessiales; Symbiodiniaceae
Source: the annotation of a GenBank genome assembly
AUGAACAAGAAGUUGCACCAAUACUUCAAGAAGGAAGUUCUUUGUGAAGUUGCAAGAAACGAGAGCAACCACUUCACAACACGUUUCUGGUCUCGCACUCAGGAGGUGAAUUGCAAGAUGAGGGACUACAAGCCUCUCCGGCCCAAUGGGGAGGCCCGGCCCUUGCGCACUGACCGUACGGAGACCCGGGGGUUCCGGACCAGGGGACACCGGGAGGAUGCUGGCAGUGAGAUUGACCUCACCAGUGGUAAGUGGUGGAUGCGCCUUUUCAUAGUGUUUGUCUAUGCGGUGUUGGCUGUAUGGAAGGCUUUCUCCUGGUGCCGAUCCCUCGAUUUGACAGAGACCUGGACGAAGCUUAGCUCCAAAAACUUUUCCUCGGUGAUGCCUACACCACCGGAGAGCGAGGAAGAGGCAGUGAGCAAUCGUAGCUACAAGAUUCAACUGGAUGGCUUGGAAUCCGAGAUUGCCUAUGUCUCCCUGACUCAGGUGAUCGCACCCUUCUGCCUCUUCACCGUCGUCGUCUCGCUGGGCCGAAAUCUGGACCUCGGCAUGGCGGACAUGGGGAUUGUGUACGGUGACACCAAUGCCAUUCCGCUGAUGGCCACUGGCUUUACCUGGUUCAGAGGGAUACCUCCUGGUCGAAAUAUGCGUAUCGCAAUGUUUCUACUCUUGGCUUGCUGGUUCGGCUACACUAUGGUGGCGCACCUGCUUCGAUACAAUUGGCACUUCGUAGAAGAAGUCUGGCUGAACCACAUGGUCUUCGUCACGAUGAUGUCAUUAGCGUUGCGUAUUUCACGUUGUUGGGUGGUGGUGAACAUGCUGCUUCACACCAUUUUCUUUCUGUCUUUGACGCUGAUCAACGGCUCUGGGGAAUAUGGUCCGUCACCGGGGUCGCAGGUGCUGCUGGUGAGCCUUGUAGGUUUGUGCAUCAACUAUAGCCAGGUACUUUCCCAGAUGGUUUCCAAGAAAGCAAAUGCGGAGUACAAAUUGGUUCAGGCAGAAGUUGUGCAGGUAAAGAUGGAGAAACGUGCAAUGGAUGCGGAACAGGAGGCACGCGCUGGCGAAGCCAAGGAGGCCUUGGCCCAAGCGGAGUUGGCGGAUGAUCGGCGCAUGGCUGCAGAGGCCAAUUCUCGAAUGGUCGAGAAGAUGCAUGACGCCAUGCAGAAUCUGCUGCUGAUGCUGUGCGAUGCCGUUGUGGAGUUGGAUAACGAACUGAGAAUUUUGGAUCAAGGGAAGCUGGGACUGGUACUCUAUCAACACCAAAAGGACCUUGCUGCUCGACCCUUUAGCGAGUUUUUGGUAAGUGAAGACGUCCAACGCUUCAAAGAUAUGGUUCAGACUUCGAGCAGACAGAGAGUCCCUGUCUCUGUGACAAUGAUAGGUUCCUACUCCAUGAAGAUCCGAAUGACCGUGUAUCUCUCCCAGAUCGAUCAGCCGGACGGCUCUUGUACUUACGUCGUGGGCAUUUGUGAAUCUCAAGAAGAGAACCGGCCCGUUCUCGGGGAAGGCAACGAAGGCAACGACUCCGAGAACUUGGGCCAGCCGCGAUUUCAGUCUUUCGAUGCCGACGUUCCUGACAUCGACUACUUUGGGGCCAAGGAGUUGCAAUCUCCAUCCACGAGCAGCGCUCCGAUGAGAGGCUCGAGUUCCUCGCGGUAUGAAGCCAUCCAGCCCAUGCUGGAGGAGGAACGGAUGCAGUCGCUUUUGCCUUUGCUUUGGUCCUGGCCAGUGCCUUCCGAGCGCUCAGGCUGCUGCGAAACGCAUCGUCUGCUGGACGAGGCGGCUUCAGUGGUGGAGAAACUUAAAGGCCUGGAAUGUCAAGCAGCGCCUGGAUGUUUGGUCUGGCAAUGCCCCGGCUGCAAGUUAAAAGGAGUACCAGGGGAUCGCGAUUUGUUCAAUGCUUCUCUGGGUAUUUGCGGACGAUGUGCCGCAUGGGACAUGCUCAUGUAG